Danaus plexippus (monarch butterfly) is the source of this 3584-nucleotide messenger RNA. RefSeq lists its product as uncharacterized. Gene Ontology annotation, molecular function: zinc ion binding; nucleic acid binding. Lineage: Eukaryota; Metazoa; Arthropoda; Insecta; Lepidoptera; Nymphalidae. The transcript has 9 exons. The coding region runs from base 388 to 3204 and encodes 938 amino acids. The record is from RefSeq and is a predicted model, not a curated record.
AAUAUAAUUUAUGCAAAAUCUGAUGGAAUAACUAGUCUUAAAGUUAUGACUAAAUUCUAUGUAUAUUUUUUUUACCGAUAUUUCAAACAAAGUGAUGCUUAAACACUCGAGAUUGGUUUUUCCCGGUAUUGUUAAUUGUUAUCUCAAAUCUUAAUACGUGAAGUGCUAUAUAAGUAAUAACAAGUACUGACUUUGUAUUAGAAGUGGAUUUUAUAUUCCGAGUGGGUGAACGCAGAAAAAAAUCACUUAUAUUUACUGUGCAAAGAAUUUAAACGAAUAAAAUGAUGUGUGACAAAGAAAAUUAAAUAAUUUUUUUUAUAAAAUUACCUGUUUGAAAAUGACUUAAUAGACUGUUUUCCAUAUAUAGGAAAUAUUUAGUUAUAGAAAAUGUCUUCAACACUAUUCGAAUAUUUUCUCGAUUUCCUCAAAGAGGACGUAUUGAAUGGUGAUGUACCAGAAAUAUUUAUAUAUGAAGAAAUUUUAAAGACUUCCCAAUCACAUUCCGUUCACACUUACAAUGUAUAUACCAUUAAUGGUGAAACUUUUACCGAGAAAACAGAUUUUAAUGAACUAAAAGAGUUUUCUAUAGUAUAUAACAAUGAAGACGAAGAAUACCCAAUUGACUUGAUAGUAAAAGGUGACAGAGUUUUAAUCAAUUCUGCAAUAUUGCUGAAUCAAAAUCAGUGGAAUACCAUAACAGAUGAUAACAAAUGCCACGUGUGCGGUGUGGCCGUCCAAGAUAUUAAUGGCCACAUCUCAUCGGCACGGCACAAAUAUAACUUAGAUAGCUACAAGCCAUUGAAGAUAUUCGAUCUACACAUCACAAGAAAGAUUGGCGAUUAUAAUCAUUGCGCUGUAUGCAACAGUUUAUACGAUGCGAGGGACCACGGUAAACAUGUAGAUAGCGAAAUACACUUAGAGAGGAUGUUGUAUGCGACUAACCGCGCUGUAGAUGUCACGAAUGACAUUGACGGGACCGAUGUCACUUCUGACAGCGUCAGCUAUGACACGAACCCUGUGUGUGACACGGAAAGCGGUUUUAACAGCGAAAAUACUGAUCUGUGUGACACUGAUCCUGGCAGUGAUAACGUACGGUCGUAUGCAUCGGUUCUGAAACAGACUACGAAAAAUAAUAUACCGCUAUAUAUAGAUUUUGUCUGUGAUAACAUCAAAUGGAAAGUCCCUUACGACACGUAUCACACGCUACUUAAAAUGAACAAACAAUUUUAUUGCAUGUUUUGUACGACAUUUUUCAAUUUACGAUCAAAAAUUGUACACUGCACCUCGUCGGAGCACCUAAGGAAGGUGGAGACGUGUGAAGCGUCCGACGCUGGCGGGCAUUUAGUGCGACGGGUAACAUCGAGAUUUUAUCAUUGCGGUACCUGCAAUAACCUCGUCAUACCCUGCGAACUAGAAUUACAUUUAAAGAAACACGAAAAUAAAAAUAUAUAUACCAAAAACACGUUUAAAUGUAAUUCAGGAACGAAUGUAAAUAAUGAAAUUGUAAAUGAUGAAACGAAACGCACAAAUGAUUUGGAUGAAACGAAAGUUAUUGCUAUAAAAGAGAGAAUAAAUAAUACUAUGGCUGAAAAUAGAAAUAUACUGGAAAGGAAUAAGAUAAACAAUACGAUUUCUAUGCAAUAUUUAGUUAUAAAUCGCUUCUUAUGCGAUUUUCGCUUGAACUUUAUGUCCUAUCACACGGUAAUAAGGACUGGGUUUAGUUUCGUCUGCGCUCUAUGUGAUGUUGUUGUUUGCGACAUAAACCACCACGUCCGGGAUCUGACACACGUGCUCAGCCUCCAAAACGCGAUAUUCCAGCCAAGCCUCGGUAUAAACCUCAUAAGAAUGGUACGUGAGUAUGCUCACUGUGCUAUAUGCAACGUGGUUUUAAAUAUAGUAGAUAUUCACGCGCAUGUUGUAAACCAAUAUCACGUUACUCUCCUUCAUAACGCGAUAAUUCAUCCUUUCCCGCCAAAUAAUUAUGCCAACACUGUGCAUGUACCCGUGAAUAACGUGCCAGUUAUGCCACACCCGUUUGGCAUUAACAAUAGGAUGCCAAACAUGCCAGCGUACCAUCACACCACGAAUAAUAUGACUGGAAAUUUUUAUAAGACAGUAAAUACUGAAAACUUUAAUACAUCAAUAAAGAAAAACGUAUCGAGACACGAAGAAUCGAACGCCUUAAAAAUUGUUGACACAGCAAACGAAGAAACUAAAUCGACAGCAUCAAAAGAAUUGAUCGGCGCGAGAAAUAGAAAUGACAUAAUCGAUACGUCACAUAUGUCAAGCGAAAAUACACUUGACAUGAGCACAGACGAAACGAGAACUGACGUUGUAAAUGUGACGAAUUCAAAUACUAGUAUAAUGGAUGAUAAAGAAUAUGAAUCGAGACUGUCAAACGAUACUUUGUAUAUAAGAAAUAGGAAUGACGUGAUCGGAAUGUCACAAAUGACGUACAAUAGCUUGGUUCGCACCGGCGAUGGCAAGAGAUACUGUUUCGUGUGUUCGAUUAAAAUUACGUUAUCCAUAGAAGAGCACGUGGAAUCUGAACGACACGCCGAUAGAAUGAAGGAAUGCAAGUUUAUUGCGGAAUACGGAAAGAAUUUAUUGAGACAGGUAAAGAAUAACUAUCAUUGCUCCAUCUGCAAUGUUUUAUUUCCAAACACUGUUAUCAAUGAACAUAUAAAUUGGUCCGUGCACAUUGAAAGAAAAAAAUGGCUUUUAUACGACAAAAAUGUACACAAAAAUACAAUCGCAGCAGCUUUUAGGGACGGAGAUGGCGAUUUUGAUAUCGAGGAUGGCAUAAAAAUAUUACUGAACGUGAAAUCCGGUGUUAAAAAGUCCAAAAAUAUAGGCGGUUACGUGAUCUUUUUGCAUGGGGAUAAGAAAUUAAUGAACGUAACGUUUGAUGCGUACCACGGUUUAAAUAUAAAGAAUAGGUCACACUGUAACAUAUGCGGCGAAUACUUCGCCGACAGAGAUUUACAUUUAGAGGAAGAAUCACACAUACAAGCCUUGGAGACGCCGCUCGAGGUGGAGUACUUACCGUCGUGCUACAGGAAGGUAAAAGAUGGGACAUUGAAUUGCGUCACGUGUAAUACAAAUUUCCCAAAUACAAAAAAAAAUAUCAAACAACACACGAGUGGGAAGGGACACGAAGAGAAUUACUCGCGCUUGAUGGAAGACGCAUUUACUAUUGUUUAAAUGUAUAUAUAUAUAUAUAUAUAUAUAUAUAUAUAUAUAUAUGUAUAAUAUAUUAUAUAUAUAUAUAUUUCUCUAAGUCUCCCGUUUAUUUUACUUAAUAUAUAAUAAAUCAAUCAAUAUUUCUUCAAUAUGAUCCUUUCUUUCUACUUAUUUACGUUUAUUAACUUUCUUUUACUAUUUAUCUUAUAUAUAUAAAUACUAUUACAAUAAUAUGAGACUCGUAAUUAAUGGAGUACAUUUAUUUGACGAACCGUGUCAUUUAUGACGUGUGACAUGAACCGCGUCACAUGUGACAUGGCCAUGAAUGUUGUAGGAAAUAAUGAGAAUAAUGUAAUUAUAAUGAACAUGAUGUGAUAAUAAAAUACAUUUAAGGUUAUUUA